Pocillopora meandrina is the source of this 9149-nucleotide messenger RNA. Lineage: Eukaryota; Metazoa; Cnidaria; Anthozoa; Scleractinia; Pocilloporidae. The record is from the annotation of a GenBank genome assembly.
AUGUGUGCAGAUCUCUCAACUUCCAUGGAAUGGCGACCGGAGGCAUUCGAAAGCAGACCGUCAUUAUGGAAAUUUAUCGAGGAAUACGUUCCUGAAAGUGAGCGAAUCGAGAUCAAAGAAGCUUUGGGAGAAGAUCUUGUGGAUGAGACCUUGGAUUUACACAAUGAGGUCGGUUAUAUUUACAUGUACAUGUAUGUAUGUUGACGUUUAUGUCAGAUAAUAUCAUGCAUUAUCAAUCAGCUAUUGACUUCAGUCAAUAAAGUCGAUAAAAAUCAAUAGAUACAUAUUGAUGAUUAUUGUUUGAUCUAAAAAGUCAAUAUAAAUCGAUAAUCAUCCUUAAACUCUUCUUUAUUUCGUUGUGUGUUAUUGCUUUAUAUUGAUCGAUAAUCACUAUGGUACUGGACGGUUACUACUGCCUAAGUAGUGCACAUCACUGCGAGGAUCACUUUCAUUCAAAUUAUGGUACUGUUGUGUGAUAGUUAAAUCCCCUUACAGUUGAUGACUACAGUGAUGAUGAUUAAGUGUAAGCAUGCUCAAAAAAUGAAUGUCAGUAUUUCGAGGCUUCAAAGGAUAACAGUCAACCAAUUAUAAAUGUUAUCGCAAAGUGCUUUGUUUCCUGCUGUGAUUGCAGGAUGGAAAAUUAAAAGAGGAGAGAAUGCAGGAAUAAACUCUCUAUUGAAGACAGGGGCCAUUUAUUUUUGCCACUGGUUGUUUCUCUAUCAGCUAAACUUUUGAGUUAACAAUUACAUUGACACAAGGUCUUUCCUCUAACUUUUCUUUGGUCUGUUUUGGUAAUCUUAUCCUUACUGAUUUACUGUUGUAAGUUAUCUGUAAUUUGGUGCAUGCAAAUAAGGAAACUUUCCUCGUUUUCUUGAAACCUUUCUACAUCACAGGCAUCCCAAGCUCAUGUCUCGAUAAUAGCAAGAGGUUAAUUCAUGAAAGGGUCAUGUAUUGUGUGGCACAGUGUUAGGUUGCUUGAGGUACCAUUGAGAAUUUGAAGGCCUCAUAAGGAAUAGUAUGGGUAAAGAAAUCUGGUUGAUUUAUAAGGCUAAAUAUUCCAAAAUUCAAACAUUUUACCUGUAAGAUUGAUAAAAGUUACUCACUCCUUGUGUGUCUGUUGUGUUUUCUGGCAUUCUCUGCUGUUUUAAGCAUGCUUUGCCAUCACUGUUAUUCCUGUUAUCAAUAAAGGGCAAAAUUACUGAGCGCUGAUUGGUUGAGAGAGAGGACAUUUUUUCUUAAUCGAGGGCAUUUUUAGUAAUCAAGAGAGGGCAUGAUUACCUGUUAAUGAUUGGCUAAUCCGUUGCAUAGCAACCGUUCGUUAUCUUGAAAUUUGUUAAAAAUAGACUGCGCGCAUGAUUUUCCUUCGUGCCCUUAAUUGAUAAACAAGUAAUCCCAUGAGACCUCGUACUAUUAAGGAUUAAUUGCACUUGAGUUUUCAAAAUUUUCCAAAUUGCCCUCGUCGCUUUGCGACUCGGGCAAUUUUGGAAAAUUUUGAAAAUUCUCGUGCAAUUAAUCCUUAAUAGUACUUGGCCUCAUGUGAUUACCAAUACUUAUAAGACAGGGUCAGGGCUGCACACUAUGAUUUCAACUGUUGUCCAUGUGGAGAUGGAUUGCACCCAAAUAAUCCUUCCAAACAGCAAUUUUUUCACCCAAAGUUUACACUCUAAGACCACAUUGAACCCUGGAAAAAUGCUGAAAACAAGCAUUUUCUACCAGAAUUUCCAAGUUAGCCCAUCAAAUUCUCAACAGUUUCUUGCAUAACUUAACACUGGGUAACACAACAUGUGAUGCUUUCAUGAAAUAAUCUUUUGCUCUUCUCAAGACGUGAGCUUGGGACACCCACAUCUACAUCACAAUUUUCUUGCCAACAAUGACAAAUUUCACUGUUGAUGUCUCUGCAAGGAAAUGAGAACUUUGUUAGAACAUAAAUGUGUCAAUGUUUUGUAGAUUUUUGAUGGGAAAGAACCCUUUGGGCAAAAAGUUUUGUAGAACAGCUACAUGUAGCUACACCAUCAAGUUGAAUUGUACAAUUUCUCAUUAUAACUGUCACAUUUCCUCAAAUCUUUGCUUCUUUAGGUACUAGAAAUCACAGGAAAAUGUUGCUUAAGGGAAUGCCAUCACUUUCUUUUGUGUUUCUUUUGUACACAAUAUCACCUUCUAUUUUGUGAUAUUUUCAAGGGAUAGCCAUUGUACGCAGGUGUCUCACAGUAGCCUAGAUGUAGCUGCACCAUCUCCUCCCCAAGGCAAAAUGGAAGUGAGGGAGGGGAGGGUACAGCUACACCUAGGUUAGUCUUGCAGCAACAACUCCCAGCUCCUGCACACAUAUAGCUACCUUCUGACAGAAGAAAAAAGUAAUUAACUUACAUUAAUAACUACCAGUUAAAUAAUGAAAGAAUGGUCUGUUAAUAUUUUAAUAUAGGCCUCCACCCUUCUUGAAAUCUGGCAAGAUUACAGGGAAGAAACAGAGAAAGAAGAGAGAGGUUCCUUUUCUUUUUUGUAUUUUAGUUAUUAUUAUUUAAAUAAUUACCAUGUUUUGGUUACACACAACUGUUGUAAAAAUUUGUUUGUCACAUGUUAUAUACAAAAUCAAGAUAGUUAUAGAUAUUCAUUGAUUUUAGGUUUAAAUAAUUGGCAGUUUCAUAAAAAUGAUGAUCAAUAGCAAAGCACUUUCAGAACAUCCUUGAAAGGUGCUAGGGGAAAGGUUCCUCUUGAAUUGAUUCUUAUUUUUUUCAAUUUAGAAGCCCAAUAUGCACACCUUUAUCUACAAUGUAAUGUAACUUUAUUUAAGUAACCAUCAGUGUAGGGCUCUGACUAGUUAUUCUAUGUUUAUAAUAUUAAGGGCAUUCUUGAAGUGUACUUUUGAUUACACCAUAAUGGUUGCCCAAACUUGUAGUAAUUAUCAUGUUCCAUUCAUGUUUUAAAUCUGCAUUUGAUAGUUCAUGGUAUUAGAGGCUUAAUUUUCCACACUGCUCAAUAAUGAACAAUCAUUUACUAGAAGCAGACAAAGAGCAACUAUAAUUGUUAGCAAAUGUUUCCACCCAUUUGUUGAUGAAAUGGAUUAUUGACAUAAUUAUUACGUGACAUCUUUUUUCAACUCUGUGAUGGCUGAGUAUUGAGCAUGUACAAAUAUGUUUCAGUUAAUGAGUUUGUUCCACAUGAUGACUGUAUUCAUUUGUUAAAAAAGAGAUCGUCAAGAUUCUCUGAUUUGUAUCACUGUUAAGCAACUACAGUGAUUUGGCUUUCAUAAUUUUGAAGGGUCUUUCCGGUACAAUGUCUUAAAAAUGACAAAUGGCAAUCAACUUUUUGGAAUUGGCUACCAUUUAAAAAUAUCUAGGAGCCAACUGGCUAUUAAAAAAAAAAAAAUUAAUUUUACGUCCUGUAUUCAAGAUAGGUAUGAACAAAACAUUGUACUGAAAUAAACUUGUUUAUGGUACUUUGUUGCCAAUACAACAGUCAAAAUAUCACUCUAAUAAUCCAGUACUGUAUUUCAGUUUCCAGUUUGAUGGGGUAUUCUUAGACUAGUAACUUUAAAAGGGACACAUUGUAGACCAAGCCCUUUCCCAAACAUUAUCUUGUCUCCCAAUUAAAUUGCUCUGGUCUUGCUCUUUUGAUGAGUACUGCUUUCAUUUUGACAGAGAAAGCCUUGCAAAGACAUUUACAUAGACUUCCUGAGCCUCCAAUGAUAAGAGAAAAUCUCAAGAAAGAGAUUAAAAUGUUUGUGGAAAUGUUGCAGCAGAAAGCAAAAGAGGAAGGAAGGUAUAGUGUAAACUGUAAAGUUUCAUUUAGUAAUGACAUGCUGGUUGUCACUUGUUAGAACAAAGAUGUGCACGGAUUGAAGCAUGUGUUUCCUAAAACUUUGUAUCCUAUCCUGCAUUAUAACUGCGUCUGAAGAUUUAUGUGGUCUAAAAUUUGUCAUAAGCUAGUUGUCAACACCUUCCAGUUUGAAAAUUUUUUAAAGUUUGUAAAGACAUUGUAAUCUUACCAAGAUUUUGUGAUACUUCCUUGUUAAUCAUAUUUUUUAGAACGUGUUUUCACUCUGUGAAAUUUAAAGUUAGUAGUUGGCUAAUGAGCAAGGGUGAUAGUUAUUGUGUAAAGUUGAAUUUUUUUUUGGUACCAACUUGAAGCUGCUAAAAAUAACUACAUAUCUAGAUAUUUUACAGCUGCCUAACAUUGGAAAAUGUUAAAAAAUUCUUGAAGGGUAUAAAUACAGCUACCUAGGCAUGUUCAUUUAGAAAUUAAAACAAACAACUAGAAAGGCAGAAGAGAAAUUUGACCUUCUUGCGGCAACUACAGCAACAGAAGGACCCAUUUUGUUUGACAUGAUUUAAAUCUUAUGAUUUGACAUAACUCAUUUUAUUUGUCAAUUUAACUCCCAUGAGUGAUCAAGAUAGAAUUUCUCCUCACAAUAUCAAUACAAUAUCAAGCAUACAAGUGAUGAGAAUAAAGAAAAAUAUAAAUUAAGGGAAAAUGAGUUGAUCCAACACCAAAUUCUCCCAACAAACAUCAUGAGAACUGUAUGGCAGAUAGUAAGGAGAAUAACUAAUGAGAUCUUGGGAGUUAAAGUGUUAACUUAACAAUUUGCUCUUUGUAGGAAUCCAUCAAACAUUUUGAGUGAGAAGGAGUCUGAUAUCGUGGAAUAUGUGUUUGACAAUACAGGUAAGUUCAACAUGAUGUUUAGCUUAAAACCAGAUAGUUUGCUUGAAAAAAAGUAUUUCACUUGGUCUACGUAGUAUAAUACAUGUACCUUAAUUUAUCACUUUCCUAAUUUCAACCACACUGUUUUUAAAUUUAGGCACAUGCAUGACUGUAAUUUAAUAAUUUUCUGUGCAUAAUUUGCAAUUUACACAACAUCCAAAGAAAUUGUAUUUUUCAUCCAAUUAUUUGCCAUUCAUUAUUUUUUCUCACUUCCAUCAUGAUUGGAACAAAGGGCAAUUGAAUUGCACGAUUAUGUUCAUAAAGUGGGUACAUUUCUAAAGAAACUGGUGCUGUGUCAGCCACUGUAAAGAGUUUCAAAGCUGACAUUUUGCAUGUUAGCCCUUUGUCAGAGCAAAUGACAUUACAUCACCUACCCAGUUGACAAAACCAAAAUUGUCUUACAAUUAUGUUAGACUGAUGUGGGUUCUUUGUUCUUAUUAACAGCUGCUCGACCCUCCAGCUCAUCAAGUCGACCAUCCACUGCUCAUUCAUCUAGAGAUGGACGACAAACCCCAAUGAGGGCAACACCCAGUAGUGAUGGUAGCAGGUGAAGAUGUAAAUUGGUGUAAUGCUGUUUGCUUCUGUCCAUGAGCUUAUGCGCUAAAUGUAGCACACAACAAUUAAAAUGAUUUUUCUUGUUUUGCCAAACAAUAUAAUGUAUUUAAUGAUUUUUUUUCUUUGGUUUAGGUGUGCUUCCUCUCUUAGCGAUCAUCUUGAGUCCAUGAAUGACAAGCUGAAUGCACUGGAAAUUGAUAGAAUUACCCAUCAUUUAAGGUACUUACUGUCUUACUGCCAGAUAGCAGUGAGUCCAUUUCAUAUGCGUUAUGUCAAAUUUUCAGAUAUCAUCUUGAUUGGUACAGGAAAGCACUCAUACUUGUAUAUUAUUAUUGCCACAUGUGGAUAUAACUUUAACGCAUGCUAUUGUUGACUACAAUUGUAGUUCUGAGUCUGUUUUCCCUCUCCAAAGGUUUUUUUCUCAUGUUACUAUGAAACUUAAAAUGCAAAGUACAGAAAAGAGUGGGAGAAAAUUUCUCAUAACCACGAGGCAAUAAGAUGCAAAAAUAGACCCAUAUGUGAUUUAUCUAUAAUAUCUUUCUCACACAUGCAACCAGUUAUUAACACACUGGCCCAGUGACCUUGUGAUUUUGCCCUUUGUUCUUAAUCACUUUGAUUACUUUGGCAGCAUUAUUUCCAAGCUAUUUACUUUAAAAGGGAAAAAACAGUCUCUGGUUUCAGAUGCAACUACUUUAAUUUUUUGCCUUGUUUUAAUCCAUUAAUAUUUCUUGUGUGCAUUUUCAAAUUGUAGGCAGUUAUUAGAAGAAGAGAAAGAAGGUCUCCUUGGAGACAUAGCAUUUUUGCAGGUACAACUGAUGUGCCCUAUCAUGUAGUGAUACUUAACCCUGUAACUCCCAUGGGUGAUCAAGACAGAAUUUCUCCUUACAAUGUCAAUACAAUAUCAUGCAGACAAGUAAUGAGAAUAAAGAAAAAUAUCAAUUAUAGGAUUAAUAAUUGAUCCAGUACCAAAUUCUACAACCUGCAAAAAUGAGAAUUGUUUGGCAGACAGUAAGGAGAAUUACUAAUUAGAUCUUGGGAGUGAAAGGGUUAAGAGAGCAGAUGGUGCUGACAGUGAAGCCAGUGCUCACUUUCUCCUGCUGUGUUCUGAGUUUAUGAAUUCCAUAUUUUAGUUUAAGUUGGAUGAUUUUUACCCUGGCCUCUUGCUUACCAGUUUCCUUCUGCAAAGGCUAUUAAAUACUCCAAAUUUCAAUUAGUCAGGAAUUAUGGGGAUAUACACUACUAACUUGCAUUAAUUUUUUUACAUUUAUAACAAGUAUUUUUCAUUUAUUGGGUAGUGAAAAGUUUUGGAAAUCAAAAAAAGAGGAGAGAAAAAAGUGAAGAGGUCUAUAUAAAUGGCAAAAUAAAUUUUUUCAUGUUUAAAAGAAAACACUGUAUAUUGCUAUUCUGUGUAGGUUUUGAUGUUCCUAACUAUUAUAAUUUUAAAAAAUUGUGCAAAUUUUCUAAAAUCGCACAAUUCUUCUUCUUUUGUUUCUCUUGUUUCCUAUUUUUGCAUUGGGUGAAUAUUAGCUCUUAAUUCUCUACAACUGUACAAUAGAACCUCUACAGUUUACCCCCCUUCCCGCCCAGGGGAAGACGACCUAUUCCGACACGUUUUUCUGUUCUAAUGAGCCGUGUGGCUGUUUGAGGAAAAUUUUCCUAGAAAGCUGGCUUUCAUACUCUUUAUGGUGGCCAAUUUACUAUACCAACUCAGUUGAUAAUAUUAAAUUAUCUGUCUAUACUCUCCCACCGACGCAGCACCACAGUUUCUCUAGAAACGAACCCUCUCCUUUCAUAGAGUUUGUCGCCGUACUCUGCUUUUAAAUUAACCUAGUUGGACCUUUCUGUGUGGUUUUUUUAAGGAUUGCCUGAUGGAGGAAUCAGACUAUAGAGGCCAGGUUACAUCGCCGAAUGAACCAGAGCCGUCGUUGAGAGGUAGAAGAAGCUGAAAAGUACUUUGAAUAAAUAAUCACACAGAUAGAGUGUCGUACAACCAAAACCCAAAAUGAUUUACUAUAGGCCAAUCAAAACACCAAGGAAAACAUCACAAGUAACCAAUGCGAACUCAAAGUGAAACCAAGCAAUCGGCAUUAAGCGCGGGAAAACGCGGUUGAAUGGGUGACACGUGAUUUCUUAAACAACCACUGAACGCAGUAAAGCAAAACCAAUGCAAAACCAAUGUCAAACUACAGCAGUCAUAAAAACCCUCACUUUUAACCACCGAUAUAGCUGGGUUCCACACGACUUGACUAAUUUAUUGCGUUUAAAUCAUGCCCAAAUACAGGGUUGUAUGUUCUUUCACAAGUGUUAUUAUUUUUGUUUUAGAUUUGCGUGAUUUGGGAACGAAACUUGAGAAGGAACUUCUCAACAACGUUUCAGCAGUUGCAAGGUAAGCAGUACAAAAUCUGAUUUCUCCUUCUUCGUUUAAACACUUUAUUAAAAGUGAUGUGUUUCCGUAUAAUAUAAGAGUGAGAAGAAAACCUCUAUACAACCACCUUCAAAACCAACUCAGGUGGUUAAAUAACUUUUUCCAUCAUCCUCCAGGCGUCGUUCGUCCAGCGACAGUGUACAUUCUUCACAGUGGGAUAACUUUUGUCUAGUACAAAAUAAUGUAUUUCUCCUUUUCCCGAUGAACAGCUUUACCGUGCUGGUAAAGCACUGUAGAAGAACAUUUCUGAGAAUAAAUGUAAUACAAAUAAAUGCCCCUGUAAUAGUACACCAUAGUGGCAUCAAUUAGAAGUAUAUUCAAGAAAGUUCCAAAGCGUUAAAUCAGAAUGCUACAGUAUCCACAUUUCAUGGCAGAAAUAUCCAAAACUCCCUCCUAAUGUCUCUCUCCGUAACAACGCUGUAACUGCGUAUUUGAGAGCCCCCGCUGGCUAAAUUCCCUAAACGGACGACUAGAGACUAACACCUCUUUAGCUAGGAAAGAACUGAAGGGAAUGUUCCAGGCCUGUGGCCACGGUCAUAUUUUAUCCUCACACUUGUUUUAUAUCGUAGACAACCGCAACGAAGAUUGUCUGACUCCAAGAGACAAUCUUUAUUAGAAGAAAAACCACAAAGAAGACGUGAAUCGACUGAGGCAGAGCCUCAUCCCAUACCCAGACCUCCCCCUUCUUCACAUGACCGACGUUACCAUGGUACAGUACCCAACCGCGUACUAACAAGCAAAAGCUCUGAGAUCAGCGGUGUUCCUCGCGGACAGUUUUCUCCUUCUCCACCAACAUCGGCGAAUCAAAAGAGACUGACGCCCUCUCCACCUACUUCGGCGAAAACUGUUCGGCCAGGUUCGGCUGCGCGGUUUCGGAAAAUGGUCGUUGAUUGUCGCGACAGUGGAAGAUAGGAUGUUGUUCAGGAACUGUGCGAAUCGAGGUUUAUGGCAGAUUUGGCAAUUUUUUUGCCUUUUUUCUGAUCACGAAUUAUCGUCGACGAGUCGUGUGCUUUUUGUUCCAAAUCCAUUUGGACUAACUUGCGUGUUAAGUUUGGAAAAUUUAUAUUCCACGAGUGUUUGUCUAGGAAGGUGCCUCCUUCGGGUGGCGUCUUAACUGCUUCCAGACCAAUGUCAAGCGUUUCUUUAUAAGGAAUUGAAAAGGCACCCACUUAAUGUUGUGCAUAAAGUGGGUGCGUAUUACUAUGUAUUAAAUGUCGCACCUACAAGAAAAUUAAGUGUCGCAUCUACAAAAAAACAACAACAAACAAACAACCGAAAAAGGCACUUUCUCAUGAUUGGUUUGUUUUUAUUUUCCAUCAAAAAUUAAAGAAUCCGUUAGGGUUCCCUGAAGUUCCCUGAUCGCAUGCAGAUCGAGGUGAAUAAUUUCUUUUGGAAAAAAAUUAGAAACUGAAAAGAAAGAAUGUUAUUUAUUUUGCUUUUAACUUGGUAAGAAAUGUACAUACAUUAAAAAGAG